Cataglyphis hispanica is the source of this 2191-nucleotide messenger RNA. RefSeq lists its product as uncharacterized. The record is from RefSeq and is a predicted model, not a curated record. Bases 272 to 910 code for a protein of 212 amino acids. The transcript is spliced from 5 exons. Lineage: Eukaryota; Metazoa; Arthropoda; Insecta; Hymenoptera; Formicidae.
UCACAUGCACACCGGAAUACAGUGCUCGUCGUGAAAGGAAAGUUUGGCAAUUAUCGGCGUCGUUCGAGAUGAACGGAAUCCAAUUUCGACGAUCGUACAUGUUUACUUCCGAUCAGGCAUGUUUACACUUUUUAUGGUGUAUCACGUGCAACGUGUUCUCUGACAAGGUAACGCGAAGAGUGCCGUCAAGAACGCCGCGGAUGAGAUCGGAUCAUUUCGUGUUCGUAAGGCAACGCGAUCGGACGAGAGAAAAAUUUUUUAAAAAUUCGCCAUGGUCGCUCGUAGAAUCUGCUGCAUCGACGUGUCAUUAGCGGCGAGGAUAAUCGGAGCAUACACGAUGUCCACUUCGGUUCUAAUGAUAAACAUGUUGGUAAGCAACUUUUUCUCGAAGAGUGACGAUGAAGAUUUUUUCAAAGUCGCGAAGAAUUGGGCGAUACUGGGAUUCAAUUGGAUGCAAGCUUUCAGAUACAUGCAUCUGCAGAACAAAGUGCAAACAGCCAUGGUAUCCUUCCUGACAUACAUCAGUCUGUUUCUACUGGCCGGUGCGUAUCUCGCCUUGGCAUCAUUUACGAGGAGACAUAAGUACGCCGUGCCUUGGAUGUAUUUGCAAAUAAUUAGCAUAACAGAUCAGACCAUGGCGCUAUCUAAUCAUAUAAUACAGCAGCAACAGAACGCUACCUUAGCUAGAUCCAUGACAUGCAGCAUCUAUUUAAUUUCGAGCAUCUAUUUGUGGAUGAUCGUGCAUGCAGCUCGAAAGCAAUGGUACGAGGAGCAGCGAAAUCACGUGGAGCGCGAAUUGAGAGUGUCGGAUCCUCCACCAGCAUCACCCACAAACGACCCCAAGUCACCGUCCUUUCUCUCGCAAAACUUUUCCAUGUUCAAAUCACCGCCGACGAUUCUGCCCAAAUAACAAAGUGGAAAAGUCCACGAAGAACUGUGGAUAAUUCUUGAAAGAUUCUGACAGAAUCGGACGAAGGGAGUCAUUGACGGAACUUUUAGGAUCGGGAAGGAUGAUUUGAAGAAUCAAUAUGUGAGAUGGAAAGGCCGAGAGAUUUUCUUCGUAAUAUCUCAUUUUUUUUUUUUUUUUGAUAUUAUUAUUCGAGACUACGCAAUUUAUAUAUAUUUAUUUUUAGACAUAAAGAUAGACGAGUAAUAAAUUACUCAGCCAGCAAGCACACGUGAUUUUGACAUGCAUUUGUUACUUGGGUGCAUCUGUCACGCUCAUGCUUAAAAUUCCGACGGAAUUUUUUCUGCGAAAUUCAUAGAACCAUCGACAAAAUUUAUUUAACGUUACUGUGUGACACAUAGUAGCUUCAUUAUGUAUGAUAAAGUUUCCUAUGUCAAUAUUGACUAUUGACAAGAUAAAAUUUUAUCAAAGACAUAAAUAAAUGGAAUUGAAUUCAAAUUUAAUCAAAUCAAUAUUCGCAAGUUCUAGAGAUAAGACAAUUAGUAUUAAAAAUUUUUUAACACAAGAAAUAUAUGAAACGGAUCUUGGGUUAAUUUUAACGCAUCUGUUCGUAAGCGACACAAGAUAUUUCUGAGAAUUUAGACGUUAAGUCGACGGGCUAUUCAUUGAUCCCCUUUACCUAAUGGAAUAUUCGCGAGCUACUAAAGUUCGCUAGUCGGCGAGUCAGGAUUGAGGGAGACGUAUAAUAAUGCGGAGAGUAAAACUUCACAUAAAUCAGUCGGGAGAUGCGACUAAUAGAGUGUAUCAAGCGCGCCCUCGGCGGAGCGUGCGCUUGCAUAGAAAAUAUGAGAAACGGCCGCGUUUUACGUCGAAAUACUUUUAAAUUUCCUGAAUUUCGAUCGCACACAAGCAUAUUCGCUAUGCAGGGUCGAUCGUCUCUUCGCGAUGGAAGUCGAUUUGUCCGAGAAUAGCUCCAACUUUUCAGCAAUAUUCGCGAGAAUAGUGAUCGAGCGUACCAUAUACGAAGAGGAAGGCUCUCGAUACGAUUUAUCGUAGAUGCUUUGUCGUAUCGAUAUAAUAUAUUCGUAUUUAUACAGAUAUAUAUAUACUUAAAUAAUACAUGAGCUAUUAUAUAUUAGCAAUAUUUUAUUCAGUUCAGUAGUUUGUUAUUUUAAAAAUAAGUAUAGAAUGACAAAAAAAAUUUUCCAAUCUUGUAUAUAUGUAUAUUUAAGUAUCUCUUCUAAUUCUAAGUUUAUUUAUGUUUUCGUAUAUAUAAAAGUUUAU